AAAGACCUCUCCAAUCAAAUCAGUGGUAUCUCUAGAGUCGAGUCACGUGUAGCGGCGCUGCGCCGACACGCGGUUCGGGUCCGAAAUCACGCCAAACUCGUCGACUGCUAUUUGUCCACAUUUUACAAAAACAAAGGCAUCUUCACGUUCGGCGCCUCCUCUCGACUUUUGGCCACAGAUAUCACUGAAAAUCCGCUCAAAUACAGGGUAUAUAGCGGCGCUGUAUUGGGACAGUCACACAACAUAUCCAGAUAUGAUUUACCCGAUCCCGGAGUCUACAGAGAAUUCUUCAGAUCGAAUCCAUUGAUUGACUUCAAGCCAUUGACGUCCACGUGUUCGUACUUCAAGGGCUGUCCGAUCGACAAAUUGGAUAUCACUAUCGCUUAUCAAUUACCAGAAUUGGUCGGCAAAUACAAGAAAUUAACACAAAUACAACCCUAUCUAUAGUUAUUGUAUAAUAGAUUUAUUUUAAGACAAUUCAAUACAAAAUAAAAACAAUUUAUUGUUUAUUUAAUUAUUUAAA
Medioppia subpectinata is the source of this 523-nucleotide messenger RNA. The record is from the annotation of a GenBank genome assembly. NCBI's taxonomy places the organism in Eukaryota, Metazoa, Arthropoda, Arachnida, Sarcoptiformes, Oppiidae.